UUAUCAUGGCCGCGCCCUUUAAAUUUGCUGCUGGUUUGUUUAUCCCUUGAAAAAGUAAUAUGUAAGGGCCAUUUGCUUCUGUUUUUGGAGUGUUCACAUGAUGAACAUGGAGGAAAGAGACUCGGGACACGAAAGUUGUGUUUCCAGUUCUUCCGACGAUUCUAUGUCAGAUGGAGAUUAUGUGGUUCAGCAGCCAGCAGCAGUCUCACCUGCCCUUUCUGAAGAACAGCCUAAGUUUGACUUUACCAGUUGGAGUCCAGAUGCACCAGCAGGUCUCCAGUGGUUGAGUUUACUCCCCAUGGGUGCAGACUAUGGCUCACAAAAAGAACAUGUUGGUAGGAUCAGGGUAUCUGCCACACACAGGAAAGCAAGAAUGAAGCGAUUUGCUUCAGGGCAGACAGUUGCAAAAAAUAAAUUAGAUGAGAGAAGGCUUCGAAAUGCAGUGAAUGAUAAUGAUUAUUAUGCAGCAUUUCAGCUUCUUGAUGGUGGUGUGGACCCGUGCAAUUCAGAUGAAAAGAAAAGAAGUCCUCUGCACUUUGCUGCCUGCAAAGGAAAUGAACGUAUUGCAAGUUUGUUGUUAGAUUAUGGUGCUGAUCCAAACCAAAGAGAUGUACUUGGGAAUACUGCUCUGCAUUUAGCUGCAUGCACAAACAACAUCAAGAUGGUGACUGUCCUGCUCUCUGCAGGUAGGUGGCAUUGA
Molecule: messenger RNA, 700 nt
Organism: Lingula anatina
Lineage: Eukaryota; Metazoa; Brachiopoda; Lingulata; Lingulida; Lingulidae
Product: ankyrin repeat domain-containing protein 54
Molecular function (GO): protein binding
Source: RefSeq, a predicted model, not a curated record